GUUCUCCAUCCCCCACUCCGGCCGCCGUGGCCUGGGAGGCGUCACUCCUUGAUGUGCCCGGGACCACCGUGAGGGGGCUUCACAUCCGGGGCCGGCAGCCUCUGGCAGCAUUGCCGCAUUUACUGCAGACUUAUACUGCCCUCGCCAAGAGACUGUCCUCCGCAGAACCCCCGCUCCUGCCCCUGGGAUCCCCAGUCCCACAGGUGUGAGGUGGGGCAGGUAGGGUGGGCUAGAAGGGCCCAGCCCCAGAACCCCCAACCACUGAGCCCAGGGCUCCUGAACCUGCCCCACCUCUGCCUCCUGUCUGGCAUGAGAGCCCCUUGCCAUGCCCAUCGACGGCUGGGAGCCUGAAGGUCUUCACACUUCCCAGGAAGGAGGCUCACAUCCCAGGGUGGGCUUCUGUGGAGCCCCCAUGGCUGACUGUGAGGGCAGGAUGUGCCAUAGAGGGGAGGCUCAGACCAGCCCUGGUGUUAAGUGAAAAAGGCCCAGGCCCAGCCUACAGGCCCAUCCCUGCCCCUGCAGCCAAGAGUGUGUGGCCCAAGUGAUUUCUGGCCACACCUGAGGUCCUGGGCCUGUGUCCGCAGCCAUGCCCCACCCCCAGCUCUUUAGUGGUGAGAGCGUCGUGUCCUGGAGCAACCUGAAUGUCAUCAUCUCCGUGCCCUGGUACCUGGGGCUCAUGUUCCGGACCCGGAAGGACGACAGCAUUCUGAUGGAAGCUACCAGUGAUAGGUCCACCAGCUGUCAUCUCCAGAUCCUCAGCAGCCACCUCCAGUUCGAGGUGUCCCACGGGCCCUCCGGCGUGGAGUCCAUGGUGCUGUCCGGGUUGCGGGUGACCAACGGGGAAUGGCACCACCUGCUGAUCGAGCUGAAGAACGUGAAUGAGGACAGUGAAAUGAAGCACCUGGUGACCAUGACCUUGGACUAUGGGAUGGACCAGGUGAGCUGGCACCUGCCCUCCUCUGGGGACAGACCCUUCCUCUGGCCCGGGAAAAAACAGAAUGACCCCUUAAUGUGCCAGGACCUGCCAGAGAUCUUGUGGAUGUGGGGAGGCACUUUCUGGGACCCUCAGUGGGCUUCUGUUCUGCCCCGUGCUGAGGCCACUGGCAUCUUCACCUCCUCCACCCAGAUGCGGCCCUCCUGCAGGCAGCUUCCUCCAGCUGCCUUUCUCAUCACAGUGCUGUCGGCGCCCUCAGCCGUGGUUGCUUUCAGCCUUGCCAUCUUGAGCAAUGCCUGCAGCCUCAGCACUGUGUCUUUAGGGUACUGA
Messenger RNA from Callithrix jacchus (white-tufted-ear marmoset), 1264 nucleotides. The record is from RefSeq and is a predicted model, not a curated record. Lineage: Eukaryota; Metazoa; Chordata; Mammalia; Primates; Cebidae.